AUGAACAUUUGGGAGGUGACCCUGGCUUUCGUGGUGGUGGUGCUCAUGCUCGUGUCCCUGCUGUCCAACGUGCUGGUGCUGAUCUGCUUCCUGUACAGCGCCGACAUCCGCAAGCAGGUGCCGGGCUUGUUCAUCCUCAACCUGACGCUGUGCAACCUGUUGAUGACUGUGUCGAGCAUGCCCCUGACCUUGGCUGGGAUCAUUUACGAGAGGCAACCGGGAGGCGAUGAGGUUUGCCAYGUGGUGGGCUUCUUGGAGACUUUCCUGACCACCAACUCCAUGCUGAGCAUGGCAGCUCUGAGCAUUGACAGGUGGAUUGCUGUGGUCUUCCCUCUCAGUUAUCACUCCAAGAUGAGGUACAGAGAUGCUGCGCUCAUACUGAGCUACACGUGGUUGCACUCGGUGUCAUUCCCGAUAGUGGCAGCUUCUCUGUCCUGGGUGGGUUUCCAUCACCUCUAUGCCUCCUGCACCCUGUACAACAAGAGACCAGAGGAGAGGACACAGUUUGUGAUUUUCACGGGGGUCUUCCACACCCUCAGCUUCCUCCUCUCCCUCGUAGUGCUGUGUUUCACAUAUCUAAAAGUGCUGAAGGUGGCACGGUUCCACUGUAAACGGAUUGACGUGAUCACUAUGCAGACCCUGGUGCUGCUCGUGGACAUACACCCCAGCGUAAGAGAGCGUUGUCUAGAGGAACAGAAGAGACGGAGGCAAAGAGCAACGAAGAAAAUUAGUACCUUUAUUGGGACUUUUAUACUUUGCUUUGCACCUUACGUUAUUACAAGACUCAUUGAGUUAUCCUCCGUGGUCCCCAUCAGCUCCCACUGGGGAAUCAUUUCCAAGUGCUUAGCUUACAGCAAAGUCGUCUCAGACCCUUUUGUGUACUCCUUGCUCCGACACCAGUACAAGAAGACAUGGAAGGACAUCAUAAACCGGAUCCUCAAGCGAAGCUCCAUCAACUCCUCCGCCCUGGCAAGCGAGCCCCCAAACCGCAAUAUCCUGCAGCUGAACGAGUGA
Nothoprocta perdicaria is the source of this 1014-nucleotide messenger RNA. RefSeq names its product G protein-coupled receptor 26 (gene GPR26). Lineage: Eukaryota; Metazoa; Chordata; Aves; Tinamiformes; Tinamidae. The record is from RefSeq and is a predicted model, not a curated record. Gene Ontology annotation, molecular function: G protein-coupled receptor activity. The transcript is spliced from 3 exons. Gene Ontology annotation, biological process: adenylate cyclase-activating G protein-coupled receptor signaling pathway. Bases 1 to 1014 code for a protein of 337 amino acids. Gene Ontology annotation, cellular component: membrane.